GGGAAAAAUGGCGUACACCACAUUCUUUAUCCUCUCCUCCUUCCUCUUCCUAUCCAUGAUCGCCGCACCUGCAGCUUCUAUUUCAGACGAGAAUGCGUGGAGCACAGCAGAAUCACUCUAUCAACAGCUUGGUAAGCAAGUCAUCGCACAGACCGGAUCCAAAGAGAAGGAUCUCGUCGCUGCUCUUCCCGGCCAGCCGGCCGGCAACGUCAGCUUUGCACAGUACGCCGGAUAUGUUGCCGUCGAUCCGGCGGGUUCAAGGAACUUGUUUUACUAUUUUGUUGAGGCAGCUACUGAUCCCGAAUCUAAACCCCUUGUUUGGUGGUUUGAUGGAGGCGCUGGAACUUCCGCUUUUGGCUUUGGAGCACUACAAGCCAAUGGACCUUUCCAUGUGGAUCAAAGUGGAGAAUCACUUGUAAGCAAUCCUUACUCCUGGAAUAAGGUUGCCAACAUGCUCUAUGUAGAGACACCCUUUGGAGUUGGGUUCUCAUACUCGACCAACCAAUCAGACUUCGCCACCAUGGGAGACAACUCAACGACCGUCGAUAAUUUCCAAUUCCUAGCAAACUGGCUAGAGCGAUUUCCGGAGUACAAAUCCGGUGAUUUGUACCUUGCUGGUCAAAACGCCGGAAACUUUGUGUCUCAACUUGCAGAGCUGAUCAUCUUCUAUAAUAACAAGACAGGCUCUAGCAUCAAUCUUAAAGGAAUCAUACUUGGAAAUCCAUCCAUUGAUGACCUUGAAGAUGCUAGAGGGAGGUUUAUAUUCCAUGCCGGCCAUGGAAUCUUAUCAGACCAUAUUAUUAGGUUGGUGGACAAGAAGUGCAAUUGCUUAGGCUGUUGGAACUCUUCAACAUGCAAAAGGGUGCUUGAGCUUUCCAGGCCUAAAGCCUUCAGUUACAACUUGAAGGACGUCUAUGACCUGCCAUGCCAAGAGCCUGCCUAUGUCAGUUCAGUUUACAAUGAUCCGAUGACAAUGUACACCUGUGCCAAAAGUCUGACUACCAACUAUGUCAAUAAACCUGAAGUGCAGACUGCACUCCAUGUCAACAAGGGUGCCUGGAACUGGGAAGCAUUUAACAUGGAUCUUGAGGGCAAGUUCAACCAGAGCUACAAAAGCAUCGUACCAACGCUGAGAAAUGUGAUGGCUGGCGGAUGCCCAAUUUGGAUUUAUAGUGGUGACUUGGACUCCCGCAACCCUGUCACAUCCACAAUGUAUUCAUUGAGGCUGCUCCGUUUGAAAGAGAAAACCCCAUGGUAUGGUUGGUACAUCACUCCAUUCGAGCUUGCUGGAUAUGUAAUGGAAUAUGAAGAGAAGUUGACAUUCAUUACCAUUAGAGGAGCUGGUCACUCAGUUGUAGACAAACAACCAGAAAGGGGACUCCUCGUGUUUACCUCCAUCAUCCAAGGGCAAAAUCUUCCAAAGUCCCCAUUCUUGCACUAUUGAUCAUGUAGGAGAGACUAAAUUUAUAUAUGAAUAAAUGUAAAUCAUUUAUGUUGCUUAAA
Nymphaea colorata (pocket water lily) is the source of this 1503-nucleotide messenger RNA. RefSeq names its product serine carboxypeptidase-like 40. The record is from RefSeq and is a predicted model, not a curated record. The coding region runs from base 8 to 1444 and encodes 478 amino acids. Gene Ontology annotation, molecular function: serine-type carboxypeptidase activity. Gene Ontology annotation, cellular component: vacuole. Gene Ontology annotation, biological process: proteolysis. Lineage: Eukaryota; Viridiplantae; Streptophyta; Magnoliopsida; Nymphaeales; Nymphaeaceae. The transcript has 8 exons.